This is a messenger RNA of Monopterus albus (swamp eel), 740 nucleotides long. RefSeq names its product deoxyuridine triphosphatase (gene dut). The transcript is spliced from 7 exons. Gene Ontology annotation, molecular function: magnesium ion binding; dUTP diphosphatase activity. Bases 79 to 666 code for a protein of 195 amino acids. The record is from RefSeq and is a predicted model, not a curated record. Gene Ontology annotation, biological process: dUTP catabolic process; dUMP biosynthetic process. Lineage: Eukaryota; Metazoa; Chordata; Actinopteri; Synbranchiformes; Synbranchidae.
GUGAAGUGUGACUGAGAGCAAUCAGCUGACAGGAUGUGCUUAUAGUUAGGGGUUAGCAUAAUAGCGACGUUAGCAAAUAUGAUACGAUGCUUAUUAGGGAAAAGUCGAUUGCAUUCGUUAUAUUAUGCUGCUCCACGUUUCUUGGAAAGGGAAUUUCAUGUUCAGACGUCCAGUCAAAACAAAGAAUUUGCAGAUGGUUCUCCAGUUUCUCCAUCAAAGAAGGCAAGGACUGAGGAAAAGCCUCUCCUUAAAUUUGCUAAACUAUCAGAACAUGCCAGGACACCUACCAAAGGCUCAUCUAAAGCUGCAGGAUAUGAUCUCUACAGUGCAUAUGAUUACUCCAUUGGUCCUAUGGAUAAGGCCAUAGUGAAGACAGACAUUCAGAUAGCAGUUCCGCAUGGCUGCUAUGGGAGAGUGGCACCGAGAUCUGGACUGGCAGCAAAACAUUUCAUUGAUGUUGGAGCUGGAGUUGUCGAUGAAGACUAUAGGGGCAAUGUGGGAGUUGUGCUGUUCAACUUCAGCAAGGACACAUUUGAAGUAAAAAAGGGUGACAGAGUAGCUCAGCUGGUGUGUGAGAGGAUUUGCUACCCAGAUCUGGUGGAGCAAGAGACACUAGAUGACACAACGCGUGGUUCUGGAGGCUUUGGAUCAACUGGACGCAACUAAAGGCUCCAAAUAUACUUGAAGCAAUGUACAUGUUCACACUGGUUUUAUAUGGUAAUAAAGUUCAUUUUUUUGUA